Messenger RNA from Xenia sp. Carnegie-2017, 1673 nucleotides. RefSeq names its product homeobox protein aristaless-like 4. Bases 450 to 1604 code for a protein of 384 amino acids. Gene Ontology annotation, biological process: regulation of transcription by RNA polymerase II. The record is from RefSeq and is a predicted model, not a curated record. The transcript has 3 exons. Gene Ontology annotation, molecular function: RNA polymerase II transcription regulatory region sequence-specific DNA binding; DNA-binding transcription factor activity, RNA polymerase II-specific. Lineage: Eukaryota; Metazoa; Cnidaria; Anthozoa; Malacalcyonacea; Xeniidae.
AAUUUCCUUGCUGGUUUAACAUCCACUCUCCGGCUCAGCGCACCCGUUCAUGCACUGACAGGGCUGCAUACACUUUUAUCUGUCAGGGCGAAAAAAUGGAAUUCGAUUGAUUGCAAAACAGAAGUGUCUAGUCUGGUAGGCAGGCGAGUUAGUUCUUUGGCGCAUAUUUUAUCACAAUACCGACAGCUCAUUUCAGCAAUGCCACUCGUUCGUCGUUACAACUACUCGAGUGACGUGUUCAGAUCCUAAUUAAGAGAUGUAAAAGGACUAAUUAUUUCUUAGCGAUUGACAAUUGGAUGAGAUCGGAUCCGCUUGUCAAUUCUGUGAACGUUUUGUAACAUAUUGCAUGUGAACUUGCCGUUUACCACACGACAAGAUACGAUCUGCUAAGCUUCAAGUGUAUAACCUGAUAGCAAAAUUUGUUUUUCGUUCACUUUCUUUUGUAAGCAAUGCAGAACUACUCAGUUGGAAAUAUAGGUAAAAGAGCUGAGAUGAUGCAUCGCGCCAUGAACGCAGUUACACAGUCUUGCCAAAUGGGAAACGUUCCAUUGAGUCAUCCACAAAUUCAAAAUAGAAGUUCCAGUAGCCGUUCACCACCAUUAUUGUCGGGAGACUCGGCUAUGGAGCUUCCGCAGCAAGUGGAAACAGGGAAGGAGAAAUUAACGGUGAAACGAGAACAGGCGCGAACACCAUCAAUGGUUCAAGUACACGGCGAAAACCCAAACAAUCCAGCUUCUCAUUCACCGAUCAUGGACACGACAGCAGCGCACGAAAACUCACCAAAGCGUAAAAAGAGACGGAAUCGAACAACAUUUACAUCAUAUCAACUCGAGGAAAUGGAAGGUGUAUUUCAAAAGACCCAUUAUCCCGAUGUUUAUACUAGGGAACAAUUGGCACUGAGGACAGAUUUAACAGAAGCUCGCGUACAAGUUUGGUUUCAAAAUAGACGAGCGAAAUGGCGAAAACGGGAAAGAUUUCCUCAGAUUCCUGUUCGGCCACCAUGUCUUCCAAACUCACCCCAUUUGUACCGCGAAUCCCCUUCCUACACAAAUUCUGCUCCACCACAUUGGUCUUCCACUGCAGCAAUGGCAAGACCUCCACCAAAGUCACCAAUAUCUCCUUACAGUCCCCAAAUGUCCUCAGGUCUAAUAGCAAACCGAGGAGUGAUAAGAUCGCCGACGUCAAAUUCGCCCCAAAGUUACACGGGAGCAAACAUGCACGGUAAUCCUGUUGCGCAUGUCAUUACAAUGUCCUCCCAAAUGCCACAAUAUCUCCCGUCAAAUCGCGGUGUAAUAUCGAGCCAAACAGGUCACCAUCCAGGUAUGGUUCACAACAAUAUUGCGGCCUCCAUGUUGCCUCACGAAAUGGCGGCAAACAAGAAUAUGCAUUCACAACCUAUAAACACAUCUCAGCCUCUUUCUCACGGACCUGGUGGAACUAUACUGAACGGAGGACAUGCCGCAAUGAUGUCUGGCUCAAUACACAAUCAUCCAUUAGAAGGAAACUCUGAAAUGGACAGAAAGAGUCCCGGAUCAAAAGCACUACGCCUUAAAGCAAAAGAGCAUUCGCUUCCUAUGGGAAUGGUUAGAAACUUUCGUUGCUAAUUAUGUAAAUGUAUUUGCUAUAAUUGUGUAAAUUGAUUAUAAUUAUAAUAAAAUUUAACGGAAUUGAUC